AUGGGACAGACCCCAGCCCCAGAGAGAUGCAGCGCCCAACUUGAUGCCAGCCUCCAGCUUCUCCGGCCUCAGGGAAUGGACGCAGCCACAGCUCCAAAGCAAGCCUGGCUCCCCUGGUCCCCACUCCUUUUCCUGCUCCUCCUACCUGGAGGGAGCAUCAGUAGCUGCCCUACUGUGUGUGACUGCACUUCCCAGACCCGGGCAGUACUCUGUGCCCAUAGGCGACUGGACGCUGUCCCUGGAGGGCUUCCUUUGGACACAGAACUCCUGGACCUGAGUGGAAACCGCCUGUGGGGGCUUCAGCGGGGCAUGCUCUCCCGAUUGGGCCAGCUCCAAGAACUGGACCUCAGCUACAAUCAGCUCUCUACCCUUGAGCCUGGGGCCUUCCAUGGCUUACAAAGUCUACUCACUCUGAGGCUCCAGGGCAAUCGACUGAGAAUUGUGGGCCCUGGGAUCUUCUCAGGUCUGUCUGCUCUCACACUGCUGGACCUCCGCCUCAAUCAGAUUGUCCUCUUCCUAGAUGGGGCUUUUGCUGAGCUAGGCAGCCUCCAGCAGCUGGAGGUUGGAGACAAUCACCUGGUGUUUGUGGCUCCUGGGGCCUUUGCAGGGCUGGCCAAAUUAAGUACCCUCACCCUGGAACGCUGCAACCUCAGCACAGUGCCUGACCUAGCACUUGCCCAGCUCCCAGCACUAGUAGCUCUUAGGCUACGAGAACUGGAUAUUGAGAGGCUGCCAGCUGGGGCACUUCGAGGGCUCGGGCAGCUAAAGGAGCUGGAGAUCCACCACUGGCCAUCUCUGGAGGCCCUGGACCCAGGGAGCCUGCUUGGGCUCAAUCUGAGCACCCUGGCCAUCACCCGCUGCAAUCUGAGCUCAGUGCCCUUCCAAGCACUGUACCACCUGAGCUUCCUCAGGGUCUUGGAUCUAUCUCAGAAUCCUAUCUCAGCCAUCCCAGCCCGAAGGCUUAGCCCCCUGAUCCGGCUCCAGGAGCUCAGGCUGUCGGGGGCCUGUCUCACUUCCAUCGCUGCCCAUGCCUUCCACGGCCUGACUGCCUUCCACUUGCUGGAUGUAGCAGACAACGCUCUUCAGACUCUAGAGGAAACAGCCUUCCCUUCUCCUGAUAAACUGGUCACCCUGAGGCUGUCUGGUAACCCCCUAACCUGUGAUUGCCGCCUCCUCUGGCUGCUCCGCCUCCGCCACCACCUGGACUUUGGCACGUCCCCCCCUGCUUGUGCUGGCCCCCAGCAUGUCCAAGGGAAGAGCCUAAGGGAGUUUUCAGACAUCCUGCCUCCAGGCCACUUCACCUGCAAACCAGCCCUGAUCCGGAAGUCAGGGCCUCGGUGGGUCAUUGCGGAGGAGGGAGGGCAAGCUGUUUUCUCCUGUUCUGGAGAUGGAGAUCCAGCGCCCACUGUCUCCUGGAUGAGGCCUCAAGGAGCUUGGCUGGGAAGAGCUGGGAGAGUACGGGUCCUGGAGGAUGGCACACUGGAGAUUCGCUCUGUGCAGCUUCGGGACAAGGGGGCCUAUGUCUGUGUGGUCAGCAAUGUUGCUGGGAAUGACUCCCUCAGGACCUGGCUGGAAGUUAUCCAAGUUGAACCACCAAAUGGUACUCUCUCUGACCCCAACAUCACCAUGCCAGGGAUCCCAGGACCUUUCUUUCUGGACAGCAGGGGUGUGGCUAUGGUGCUGGCAGUGGGUUUUCUCCCCUUCCUCACCUCAGUGACCCUCUGCUUCGGUCUGAUCGCUCUUUGGAGUAAGGGCAAGGGCCGGGUCAAGCAUCACAUGGCUUUUGAUUUUGUGGCACCUCGGCCCUCUGGGGAUAAGAGCUCUGGGGGUAACCGGGUCACUGCCAAGCUGUUCUGA
Messenger RNA from Cricetulus griseus (Chinese hamster), 1857 nucleotides. NCBI's taxonomy places the organism in Eukaryota, Metazoa, Chordata, Mammalia, Rodentia, Cricetidae. The record is from RefSeq and is a predicted model, not a curated record.